Messenger RNA from Hippoglossus stenolepis (Pacific halibut), 5227 nucleotides. It is a transcript of the gene dyrk3, whose product is annotated as dual specificity tyrosine phosphorylation regulated kinase 3. Gene Ontology annotation, molecular function: protein serine/threonine kinase activity; protein serine/threonine/tyrosine kinase activity; ATP binding. The coding region runs from base 842 to 2653 and encodes 603 amino acids. NCBI's taxonomy places the organism in Eukaryota, Metazoa, Chordata, Actinopteri, Pleuronectiformes, Pleuronectidae. The record is from RefSeq and is a predicted model, not a curated record. The transcript is spliced from 6 exons. Gene Ontology annotation, biological process: positive regulation of cell cycle G2/M phase transition; peptidyl-threonine phosphorylation; peptidyl-serine phosphorylation. Gene Ontology annotation, cellular component: nucleus.
UCCCUGCUCUGUGCUGCGGACCACAGGCUCGGAGAAGAAGACGCCCUUAGCAACAACACACCGCUGUGAUAAUAAGACGGUGCUGCGGACACGGGAGGAAUUGAACACUGUCGCUGUAUUGCUCUGACUCCAGCGGAAGCUUUCAUGACAGAGGGAUGCUCCGGCGGCUCCUGCACUCACCAUGGGGCUCCAGCGCAGCUAGCGAGCUAGCCCGUUUCGGCUAGCCGUCCCCGACAGACGAGCGAAGCAGCCCCUGAGCCGUCCCGAAGGAGGACACCAUCCUGUGGGGGGUUUCGCCGAGUGGUAGCAUCGCCGUUUGCUAGCAACAAAGUCAGCUAACCGGGAUUAAAGCACGGGCAUGGUGCACUGGACCGAGCCACUGCACCGACAGAGACAGGCGAGGGGCACACGGGUCAGAGCACCGAGUUGUAACAUUUGGACUCAGACUAUUUUUAACGGAGGGAGCGGCUCUCCGACGGACCAGUGUUUUUGUGGCUGUGCGAGCUAGCUGGCUAGCUAGCAGAAGGAAACGACCCCCACCCCCCACCGCCGCCUGCUCUGGUUUUUCAGCCACAAGUCGAGGCUAAUGUGAGCCGGGAAUACUGUGAGAGUAGCCCACUGAACACGGUGCUUUCUGUAAAUCCAGGAUACAUUUACACACAGAGCCAGACAAAGGAGAGAGGAGCGCAGAGGUACCGGGACUCCUCUCGUUAGCGAACACGUUGAAGCUGUAACUGCUCUUAGCUAAGUUUGCUACUCUAGGUUGAACUUUUCCACUUUUUUUUUUUACUCUGGAUUUUUUCUUCACUUCGGAUGCUGGCAUCACAUAUUAACUGCAAUCAUGAUGAUAAUAAGCAGAAAACCAGAGGGCCCAAUAGCAACAGCACGCCACGGUGACGGCCUGUAUGACUCCUACAUGAGGACAGACCACAUCCUUAAGGACGACGCAGAUCCGAACAGUCCGUCUGGGCUCCCCCCAAUGCCCAAACAUACAGUUGUCAGUAACAAGACUGUAAUGAGGGAGCAGGUAACUGUGCGAGGUGGCCAGCUGAAGGUCAAGUACCUGUAUGAAGACUCCACCAACAACCGAAAGAUAAAUGCUAUAACCACGGCAACCACCCAGAACAGUGGGACCAUUGGUCAGACGCACAGUAAACCUGCUGCAGUGUCCAGCCUGUCCAAAGAGCACAGUGUAGACAGCACUGAAUCCAGUAAGGGCUCCACUGAAUCCUCCGGCACACAUGGAGUUGGCAGUGGAGGAAGCAGUGGGAAGCUGUGUGGCCCUCUCACUCCUGACCAGGCUCAGAGACUUUACCGAUCUCAGCUGACCACCCUGGAGCAGACAGAGAUCCACUCCUACCCAGACAUCUACUUCGUGGGACCCAAUGCCAAGAAGAGGCCUGCCGUCGCUGGAGGCAACAACAACUGUGGCUACGAUGAUGAACAGGGCGGUUACAUUCACGUCCCCCAUGACCACCUGGCUUAUCGCUACGAGUUCCUCAAGAUUAUUGGUAAGGGAAGUUUUGGACAAGUGGCCAAGGUAUACGAUCAUAAACUGCAGCAACACCUGGCUCUGAAAAUGGUGCGCAACGAGAAGCGCUUCCACAGGCAGGCGCAGGAGGAGAUCCGCAUCCUGGAGCACUUGCGCAAGCAGGAUCGAAAUGGCACCAUGAAUGUCGUGCACAUGCUUGAAAACUUCACGUUCCGCAAUCACAUCUGCAUGACUUUUGAGCUGCUGAGCAUGAAUCUAUAUGAGCUUAUUAAGCGCAACAAGUUCCAGGGCUUUAGUCUGCCACUGGUCAGGAAGUUUGCACACUCCAUCCUGCAGUGCCUGGAGGCCCUGAGCCGACACCGAAUCAUCCACUGUGACCUAAAGCCAGAGAACAUCCUGCUCAAACAACAGGGACGUAGCGGCAUCAAGGUGAUUGACUUUGGCUCUAGCUGUUUCGAACACCAGCGAGUGUACACUUACAUCCAGUCUCGCUUCUAUCGGGCUCCUGAGGUGAUUCUGGGUUCACGUUACGGCCUUCCUAUCGAUAUGUGGAGCUUCGGCUGCAUACUGACAGAGCUGCUCACUGGCUACCCCAUGUUCCCUGGCGAGGAUGAGGGCGACCAGCUGGCCUGCGUCAUGGAGCUGCUGGGCAUGCCUCCACAGAAAAUUCUGGAUCAGUCCAAAAGGGCAAAGAACUUCAUCAACUCCAAGGGCCACCCUCGCUACUGUGGUGCCAACACCCUGCCAACGGGGGCCACUGUGCUGACGGGCACUCGCUCCCGCCGCGGGAAGAUGAGAGGCCCUCCCGGGAGCAAGGAGUGGAGCGCUGCCCUCAAAGGCUGUGAGGACCCCACCUUUACUGACUUCAUAAAGAAGUGUUUGGACUGGGACCCCUCCUCUCGUCUCACUCCCAGCCAGGCCCUCAGACACCCCUGGCUGUAUCGCAGGCUGCCCAAGCCCCUACCUGGGACGGAGAAGAGCCAAGGGCCCACGGUAAAACGACUCCCUGAGCACCACAGCACCUCAUUCCCCUCUAUCCUGGCCAAAGGGGGCCCGGGCUUAGGCACCACAGCUGCCAACCACAAACUGAGGAGCAACAUGAUGGGAGAUUCAGGGGAGGCCAUACCUCUUCGCACGGUCCUACCCAAACUUGUCUCAUAGAGAGAGAGAGAGAGAGAGAGAGUCCUAAUUUCCUCUCUCACUCCACUCCCCCCAUCUCCUCUGAACUUCCCAGGAGGAGUCAGAGCACAGGAGAAAGUGGAGCCUAGGUUUUAACUUUUGACUUGUUUGGUUGUUCUUUAAUUUGUUUUCUACUGAGAGGUGUCGACACCCCAGUUCAUGGUUUUAAAUAGUAGCUGAACACGGGGAGAGAGAAUGAAAGAAACACUCUAAAAAAGGUUUUUAUACAGAGGAUUUUCUUGAGCGGCUGUAGAGUUUCUGUAUCACAGCCGACUGAUAAGGUUUGAUUUUAAAUGAUGCUUUUUAAAAUCUUCCUCGUGUGAGUGGACAGCUUCCUAAAUGAGCCAAUGUUUUUAACCUGCGUGUGUCGUCAUGUGAGUGUCGCGUUUCAGUAAAACGCACCCGAGCACACCUGCACUGUCACUUGCCUCAAACUCUUAAACGCUCGUAGGACGCCGCCCUCUCUGAGGGAGUCGUUUAUAUGAGUGGUACUUGAAAAGGGCUACAGAGAUGACUCUUUAUCAGGUUAGAGUAAUCAAAUAUUGAUUUGUGCAGCAAACAUCAGUUACUAGAAUAAAUAAGAACCAUGCUCUAGUGUUUGGGCCCUGACACAUGACAAACGUAUCCCUCAUGUUUAAUGCCUUUACACAGGUAAUGAGGGACUGGCAUUAUGUAGUGAAUAAUUUGAAACAAACAUUUUUUUGCAAUAAGUUUCACUUUCUCAUAUUUCUAAUUGAACUCUUUUGUACCUUUCCUGAUCCCUGGUGCUUGAAUGUCAGCUCAGUGUGUUAAGUUAGUAUAGCAGCUUUCAGACAUGCACUGAAAUCUGCAGUUCCUCCGUAUUUUCUCUGGAGAAGGUGCAUGUGUGAAAGCAAAUGUCCGAGUGUGACGCUCCCCAGUUUCUGCGGACAUUAUCCGUCUGACCUUCUAGUAUAAUGUCCGUAGAAAUCAUGGAGAAGUCGAUGUCUGAACAGAGCAUGGGAUUCCCUUACUGGAUUCACUGCGAGCGUGUGGGGGGGGAUUGAUGAGUACAGAUGCAAAAAUGAUGGGAAAAAAAUCUCCCAAUGAAAAAGCGGUGUCAUGCAGGAAGAGGACACCAACUAAGAUGUCUCUUGUCAAGAAAAUCACGUUAUCUCCGCAGCGUAGUUAAUUCAUCACUUCCUGCCUCUGUCUGCUGAACCCAGCUGCUCCACCUCUCGCCUGAAAAAUGCAUAGAAUUUGAUGCCAUUGUGAACACAUCUGUGCAGAGAACCUUGCUCACGAGUGAAAGGCAGACUGCUGGUAAACUCCGUAGCCAAUUCUCCAGAUUUUGCCGGCAGGUCAAGGCUGAAAACGGCUUGUGUGUGUUUGUCCUCAAGCUUUGUGAUGCUACUGUGAGAGGCGUUGAGAGGGCGUAGGACAACCUAUUUGCAUCCCCCUUAUUUCUUCCUCCCUCCUUCAUUUGAGUGGAAAAAGGGGGUGGGGAGAACAGUAGCUCCACUCAAACUUUGUCACAGAGGUGUCACCGCCACACUCGGUACUUCUCAAACUGGUUUUAUGUGCGAGAUUGCAGUGUGAGGCAGAGAGACGGAGAGUUGGAAGUCAUUACACAUACCCGCCUGCGGAGCUUAGUGUCGGGAAAAUUUGGGGAAGUUUUUACGAGCGUCACCUCUGAUUGGUUGCUCUGAUCAUUGACAGUGUUGCGUGAAUCCAAAUGGGAGAGCGGUGCAAGGCCGAGAAGGGUCAUGGGGGUGACACGAAGGACGGUGUGUUUUAAUGUGAGCCAAGAUUGUUUGUUGUUUUGUCUUGGGGAGGUGUCGUUGAGUUGACAGAAUGGGCCAGUGACAAUGUAGGGUUUUUAUGGUACUGCAGAAAGAAGUGUUUCUCAGGGAGACAUACUUGAUACAUCCCGUAAUCUUAUAUGAGCCGUGUUCCACUUACAGUUCCUCUGUCCCAACGAUGGAUGAACAUGCAUGCAGCUCUGUCCACUGAGAGUGAGAGAAUGCGAGCGUGUGUCUGCGUAUGGAGGUCUGCAUGCUCCACAAUUUGACCUAGAUUCUCUCUCCUCCCCCACCAUCUCUUUCUCCCUGUCUCGUUAUUCUCCCUCUGUCUCAUGUAGGGCAGGGAACCUCUUAAACUCACACAUAUAUAGUGAAUUAUGGUGCUGUCCAAAAAAAACGUUCACACAGAGACACGCACACAGAGACACGGUGCAUGUUGCUAUAUGGACCACACCGCUCAGAGAUCUUUCUCUCGACCCUCGUUUUACUACGCAAAACUGUCAGGGAUUUCUACUCUUGUCUCCAUCUUUUUUUUUUUUUUUUAUAGAAGUGGUUUCUAUUGCUUUUCACUCCAGAAUAUCAGAGGAUGUAAAAUGCAAAUGUGGAAAAAGAGAAACUUGUAUACUGUCAUGUUGUACUAGUGGUGUGCGUUAGUAGGAGGGUGUUUGGUGUUCCAGCAUGAAAUCACAACCUGUUAUCAGACUGAGUGACUAUGAGAAGAGAAACUGUACAGUAACCAAAUGAAGUUGUGAUGGUUUCUUUUUCUAAAGAAAAUAAAAAUGAUUAUUAACUGAAA